Messenger RNA from Candidula unifasciata, 1323 nucleotides. NCBI's taxonomy places the organism in Eukaryota, Metazoa, Mollusca, Gastropoda, Stylommatophora, Geomitridae. The record is from the annotation of a GenBank genome assembly.
AUGGAAAAUACAAACGUGGUUGUGUUUACUGUCCUCUUGUCAGUGUGCUACAUGGUAAACACAGAGCCGCCGUGUGCAAGAGGAGAAAAAGGGCACACAUCACAAUAUGGGUUAGUAGAUUGUCUGAUGUGCGAAAGGGGAACCUAUAUGCCAGAAAAUGAACAUACUUAUCAGAGAUGCUUCAACUGUACUCGUAUAGAAAACCCAGACGUAGAGGUCCUCGUUGUAGCAUGUAACAGGUUUCAUGACGCUGUGAUACUCUGCACAAAUGGACAUUACAGGUAUACAGCCCAGGCACCCGAUGAGAGGGAUAGAUGUGAAAAGUGUUCACAGUGCCCGAUUCCGGAACAUGAACGAGGGUGUCAAGGGUACAGUAAUACUGUUUGUUGUAAUCCAGUUGAAGGAACAGGUACAGCCCGAGAUGGUGAGGUAUUAUGCAAGAAGGAGUCAGUUGUGUGUGGACCUGGACAGUUCUUGAGGACAUCCACUGAUGAGUGUUCUCCUUGUCCAGCCGAAACGUUCAUGUCUGACCACAACCACGUCAACAAAAAGUGUUUACAGUGUGAACAACUAUCUGAGAAUACCGCCACGCACGGGAUCAUCAUUAGACCCUGCACUAGAACUGCCCCCACUUUGUUUGGCUGUGAGGAUGGCUACUUCAGGGACCCCACACAAGAAUCUUCGCAGAAGGAAGUUUCGUGUACACCGUGUCGGAGCUGCGACAAGAGUCUAUUAGACUGUGGCAUGUUUCACGACGUUGUUUGUGUUGACCAGGAUCCAGUGACCUCUGCUGCUCCAUCAGACCUCACACAGUCAAUAGGCAAUGGUCAAGAGUCAAAACACUGUGCAAAUGACACCUUGACGAAUGUUCCAGAAUGCGAUAGAGUGAGUCAGGUCAACACAUUGUUAGUCAGUGGAACACUGCUCUUUUUCAUACUUUCCUUGAUGUCAUCUUUCAAGCUGGCUUUGGGCAGGGCUGAAACCAGCUUUCACUGGAGACAACUAUCUGGAGAUGCAUGCAAACUAUGGCUUCAGAAUUACCUGUCUAUGUUCAUAGCUUUAGUGUCGUACGUUGUUCUCAGCGCCCUGCUUUGUUAUGGUGUUUUCUGUGCAUUUGCUCAAGAUUAUAUUUAUGCAUGUGUAGCAGGAGUCUCAGUGAUCACUGCAAUUUGUUUCUAUUUGUAUUUGUUUUGUCCUAAUUUUAUAAAAGUCUGUCUGAAGACAUGUUGGGAUAAAGUCUGUUCAGCAAUACAGCGGAGACAGAUAGGGAUCAGUGAUCGAUGGUUUUAUACAAAAACCUCAGUAGAUAACACACAGAACUGA